Messenger RNA from Python bivittatus (Burmese python), 1014 nucleotides. Its product is annotated as actin-binding Rho-activating protein-like. Gene Ontology annotation, cellular component: sarcomere. NCBI's taxonomy places the organism in Eukaryota, Metazoa, Chordata, Lepidosauria, Squamata, Pythonidae. The record is from RefSeq and is a predicted model, not a curated record. Gene Ontology annotation, biological process: positive regulation of transcription by RNA polymerase II; positive regulation of Rho protein signal transduction. Gene Ontology annotation, molecular function: actin binding.
UGGACAUGUCUAUGAAGUCACCAGGAGCCAAGCUCAAUGGACCCCUCCUCUUCCUUAUAUGCCACCAAACCUGUUUAUGGCAUGGAGGAAAGCAAAACACAGAAUACCAAAGCAGCAAGAAGUUGUCAUGGUGCUGUUGGAGAACUUGCAAGAAGUUGGCAGAGCUGGUCCAAGGAUCAUGUUGACUAUCAGCAACGAAACCCAUUCAGCAGUGACAACCCAGUAACCGUACGCACUGAGAGAGGGGAUCCCACUUAUGGGAGACCACCUGAAGGCUCCAAAACUGAGCAGAGAGGAAAACAUGCACAUGCACACAUAGGCAAAGAAGUGGAAGAACUAUGCUUGGUUAUACGUAGCAUUGGAAAGAGAGGGCAAGAUGGGCAAGUGAGAAUAACAUUUAAAUGCCUCUUUGAUAGGUAUGUGACUAUAUCCAAUAAAGUAGUGGGUGUCCUCUUAAGAGCAAGGAAGCAUGGUCUGGUUGACUUUGAAGGCGAAAUGCUUUGGCAAGGAAAAGAUGAUAAUGUAGUUAUCACUUUGCUUGAAUAAGAUAAAGAUUAUUCAACGAUUGCAUGAUUAAUUCAGAAGUGUAUUAAAGCCCUUAAAACAUCAAGAUGGUUGCUUGGCUUAGGACAUAAUGAAGCAAUUGUCAUAAACUGAAAAUAAGUUUUAAAAGACUUGAUCAUUAAUUUAUGCCUGUGCAGCAAGUAAUAUGUACUUAUUAAAGGACUUCAGUGAACAUAUAAACCAGAAACAUAUAUAGUAGAAACAAGUGAAUACAUUUCAUGAGACAUGGUAUUCAAAUUGUAAAUGCUAAUUAAAAAGUUGGAAGUGAUAAUCUAUUGCAGAUGUGUAAAAGGGUAAUUAAGACUUGUCUGAAAUUAGUAAUAAUACUUUCCACUACAUUACAAAUUCCAUAUUUAAGAGCUGGUACCUUCAAACUUAUAUGCUGAGGAAAAGCCUUCAUCUUAGUGGUAUACUAGCAUUCAGAUUAUAUAUUUGACUAUGACCCUGGUG